Paramecium primaurelia is the source of this 745-nucleotide messenger RNA. Lineage: Eukaryota; Ciliophora; Oligohymenophorea; Peniculida; Parameciidae. The record is from the annotation of a GenBank genome assembly.
AUGGACAAUCCAAUCAAAUUGAGUUAAUUGAAGUCUUCUUCAGAAUAAAAGGAAAUUGUUGAUAAGCUCUUCAAGAUUCCAGUCUAAUAAAUAUAAAAACAUAAUUAGAAAGCGUAAUCUAAAUCUGACAUAAUAAAUGAAUUGCGCCAAGAGAAUUAAGAUUUAAAAAACACUGUUAAUGAAUUAAAAUAGAGAAUUCAAGAAUUAGAAUAACAAUUAAAUAAUCAAAAAAAUCCUUAAAUAGAAGAGGAGAAUUAAGAAUAAGUUUCAGUUGAGAAAUCAUAAAAUGAAAUUUAAGAAGAAAUGACAGAAGAAGAGAAAUCAAUGCAUUUAGCAUUUAUGUUAUAAUAACAAGAAGAGAUGGAAUUCUAAAAUCGUUUAGCUUAGUAUUUAUUUAUAUUUAUUAUAAUUUUUUUAGAAUGUAAAAUAAUGUAGAUCUUGAUGAAAUGAGUUAUGAACAAUUAUAAGAAUUAUAAGAAAAAAUGGGAUUUGUUAGUAGAGGAUUAUUAUAAAAUUAAAUUCAAUUACUUUUAAAAUAAUGUAAAAUAAAGUAACAAAUUAAUGAUUGGUAUAAUUGAUUAUAAAUUUUAGUUGUACUAUUUGUUUAGAAGAUAGUGGAAAUCCAGUUGAAAUAGAAUUAGAAUGUAGCCAUGUAUUUCAUUAAGAAUGCAUUUCAGAAUGGCUGUCCAGAGAAAAACAUUGUCCAGUAUGUAAGAGAGAUAUAAAUCUUAAUAAAUUCAAAUGA